Postia placenta MAD-698-R-SB12 is the source of this 816-nucleotide messenger RNA. RefSeq lists its product as hypothetical. The coding region runs from base 1 to 816 and encodes 271 amino acids. The record is from RefSeq and is a predicted model, not a curated record. Lineage: Eukaryota; Fungi; Basidiomycota; Agaricomycetes; Polyporales; Adustoporiaceae. The transcript is spliced from 4 exons.
AUGCGCAUGGACGUACUCUCGCGGGCGUUUCCCGAGGUGCGCAAAGUCGACGUGUAUGACUGCAAACCUGUGUACAAAUCGGAAGGGCCUAUAUGGGCAUCUCUGGAUUAUGUUCGCGGAGACGCCUACUCGUUGUCGUGUUGGCCGACGAUAUGUCCCACCAAGCAUAUCGAGCUGCGCGUCAUCAUCGUCCUCGGGAACCCGUCAUAUGGGCAACAUCAGCGAGAGGCAGUAAUUCAAAUACUGAAGAAUGCCUCACCCAUUAGAUUGUCGAUGGGGGUGACUGCAGGCGCAGACCCUCAAUUUUGGGAGCAAGUAGUUGAGGCUCUACCGAGACUUCGAAUUCUUGAACUCACCAUGAACCUCGAAACCAUCGGUGGUUCCGCUGAGACACUACGCGCUCUACAACGCUGGAGUAACUCGCUCUCUGCAUUCAAGGACCUCAAAGCGAUAUAUGUGCAGCUCCGCAUUGACAGUGUGAUCAGACAGAGCUCGAGACACACUAGUGCUGUCCAGCCUUCGGAAAUAACCAAGACGUACGCGCUGAGCAUGCUACCCAAUCUACUCAGCCUCACUGUCCCAGCGCUGCGACUCUGCUCGAUCGCCUUCCGGCGGCUCGUAUGGGAUCAAAAUGGAAAGGUUGACUUUGUUAGCGAUCCUGUGUCCUGGUGGCGAAUUGGUGGAAGCGGAGCGGGGAGGAUGGCCCAGUCGGUUUCAUGUGACGCGGGAGAGCGAGUAGUGGCACAUGUUUGCUCCCUGAUCCAGAACUCCUCAAACGACUAUGACGAUACGCAACACUGGUCAGCACUGUGGUAG